Molecule: messenger RNA, 1436 nt
Organism: Oryzias melastigma (Indian medaka)
Lineage: Eukaryota; Metazoa; Chordata; Actinopteri; Beloniformes; Adrianichthyidae
Gene: ift46
Product: intraflagellar transport 46 homolog (Chlamydomonas)
Exons: 5
Coding region: 274-1269 (331 amino acids)
Biological process (GO): cilium assembly; intraciliary transport
Cellular component (GO): intraciliary transport particle B; centrosome; motile cilium
Source: RefSeq, a predicted model, not a curated record
GCUCCGUUGCUAAGAUACUGUAGGAGUUUCCGGUAAACGUCCCUUGAAGUUAGUGGAGGAAACAAAGGCGUUAACGUACCGCCAGCCGAACCAGAGGGUUCGGAUGGAACCAGAACUUUAGUUUGUUCCGGAUUCUCCUCAGACCGGAACCGGUUCUUUUUUCCGUUCCUUCGGUUACAUCCCGGUAACUCUAGAACAGUGUUAGCUUAGCCUCCGUUCUUCACAGCCGAACCGGCGGCCAGAGGUUCUGCAGGUGAACCCGAAUCCGGGUCCAUGGAGCGAACCGAGCGGACCCGAGGGCCCAGACUGCUGCGGAACCAGCCGUACGACGAGAGCCUGGAGGUGGCCGGAGAUCAUCGGAACCUCUGCAGCCCGGAGCCCGGAACACCGCGACAGUCAGAGCUGGGUCCUCAGCGGCGGGUCCGCAGCCUGAUGUCGGCCUGCAGCAGCAGUGAGGAGUUCGACGAGGAGCCGCGACCCCAUAGGGCCGCAGAACCGGCAGCCAGAACCCGCCCGGGAGCCAGUCCCAACGAGGAGGAGGAGGAGGAGGAGGAGGAGGAGUCUGAGUCCGAGGACUCUGAUGAAGACGAAGACGAAGAGUCCUCGCAGGCGCUGGAGUACGACCCGGCGGACUACACCAACCUGCCCGUCAGCACCGACAUCCGGGAGCUGUUCCAGUACAUCACACGGUACACUCCUCAGAGCGUCGACCUGGAGCUCCGCCUCAAACCGUUUAUCCCAGACUUCAUCCCGGCGGUCGGCGACAUCGACGCCUUCCUGAAGGUACCACGGCCGGAUGGGAAACCGGACUCUCUGGGUCUUCUGCUUCUUGAUGAACCCAGUGUUAAGCAGUCGGACCCGACGGUUCUGACGCUGCGGCUGUCUGAGGAGAGCAAGCAACAGGGAACCGAUCAGAUGCAGACGGUGGCGAGCGUGUCCAGCCCCCACACCAACCCCCGGGCCGUGGACAGCUGGGUGGACAGCAUCAGCGCCCUGCACCGCUCCAAGCCCCCCGCCAGCGUGCACUACAGCCGGCCCCUCCCCGACAUCGACAGCCUGAUGCAGGAGUGGCCCCCCGAGAUGGAGGAGCUGCUGGGGCGCCUGCGCCCGCCCCCCGCCCGCCUGUCCUGCAGCCUGGAGGAGUACGUGGACGUGGCGUGCGGCCUGCUGGACAUCCCCGUGUCCGGCAGCAGGAUCCAGUCCCUGCACCUGCUGUUCAGCCUCUACCUGGAGUUCAGGGACUCGCUGCACUUCACCAGCAGGGAGUGACGGGGCGGGGCCAGGAGUGGGCGGGGCCUCCUCUGUCUUCUUCUUCGUGACUGGUGGAAACCCCCACCUGUGAGUUCUGGCACCUGUGACCCGGUUUGACCAGAACCUGCUCUUGUUUCCGUCUGGAUCUUGAUGUUCUGCUGAAUAAACAGAGUGUUGUCUUCAGA